GAGUCUAGAAUAUGGACGUAUAGAAAGGCCAAAUAAAUAAACAAUUGACAAGGGGGGAAGGAGAAAAAAGGAAAUUCCCUUCCUCUUCCUGAGCAUCGUGCGCUGCGCAGUGUUGGCGACACCAACGGGGAGCGGUGCGCAUUUUUCCUACGAUCUGAAGAGAGGAUCAUCUGAAGCGGCAUUUCUGAGCUGAACGGAAAAGAAUCACCGAGGAGGAAAUUCUCUUAUUUUGAAAGCGUUUUUUCUUGCAGGGAGGAAGACAGCCAACCCCUCAUACGGGAUAUUUGACCGACCUAUGGAGUGUUGAUUUACAGUCAGUCAUUUUUCAAGCAUAUUUUAUAGGAGCCUCGCAUUCACCUGCGUUUUUCAUUGGCCUAUUUUUUUCUUUUUAAUAAAUUGCUGCGGGGUAAUAAAAUAGCUUUUAUUCUCGGUUGGGUAUAACCGAGUGGUUAUAGCUGUCCAAGGUGCUGAAGUAAACGGUCGGAGCCUAACGGUACGAGCCGUGGGGAAUUCACAACCUUGCAAGGUCACAGGCCUAUCCGUCGGGGAAGAGGAACGCACGGGAUCCGCUCACUGAACCACCGGGAAGCAGCCGGGUGAUAUUCAUUCAUUUAUUCAUCGUCCCGAGGUGAAACACAUUCCUGAGGUGGUCGAUUCAACGCAGAGAAAAUGUCGGGGCAAACGCUCACGGAUCGCAUCGCCGCUGCGCAAUACCAGCUAACGGGAUCAGAUAUGGCCCGGGCUGUCUGCAAAGCCACCACUCAUGAAGUGAUGGCGCCCAAGAAAAAGCACCUGGAGUACCUGGUGUCAGCUACCAACACCACCAACGUGAACAUCCCUCAGAUGGCGGACACACUGUUUGAGCGAGCCACCAAUGCCAGCUGGGUGGUGGUCUUCAAGGCCCUCGUCACCAGCCAUCACAUGUGUGUCCACGGCAACGAGAGGUUCAUUCAGUACUUGGCUUCCAGGACCUCCCUGUUCAACCUCAGCAAUUUCAUCGACAAAACUGGCUCUCACGGCUAUGACAUGUCUACAUUCAUCAGACGGUACGGCCGAUACCUGAACGAGAAAGCCUUCGCCUACCGCCAGAUGGCUUUUGAUUUCACCAGAGUCAAGAAGGGUGCUGAGGGCGUGAUGAGGACCAUGACCACUGAGAAGCUGUUGAAAGGCAUGCCUGUUCUGCAGACACAGAUUGACACACUCCUGGAGUUCGAUAUUCAUCCCAAGGAGCUGAACAAUGGGAUCAUAAAUGGUGCAUUCCUGCUUCUCUUCAAGGACCUGGUCAAACUGUUUGCGUCCUACAAUGACGGAGUCAUCAACCUACUAGAGAAAUACUUCAAGAUGAAGAAGAGUGACUGUAAGGAGGCCUUGGAGAUCUACAAGAGGUUUCUGACCAGGGUGACAAAGAUUGGGGAAUUCAUGAAGAUGGCUGAGACAGUGGGAGUUGAGAAAAACGACAUUCCUGACAUCAACUACGCUCCCAGCAGUAUCCUGGAAAGUCUGGAAACACACAUGAACGGCCUGGAGGAUGUGAAGGGUGGAAAGAAGGGUGAAGGGUCUCCAACAAAGGGGUCUCCGACAAACAACGUUUCUCCAACAUCAACUCCAGCCAAAUCUGUUCCCACACUGCAGCCUCCUCCUGGGGAGGUUGCCGCUGCUGCUGCUGCUGCUCCUGCUGAGCCAGCUGAAGACUCCUUGUUGGACCUUGAUCCUCUGUCCUCCUCCGGUCCCACAGGAGCAUCAUCAGCUGCCCCCACAUCUUGGGGAGAUCUUCUUGGAUCAGAAAUGGGCGAUUCCUUGCUAUCUGAACCCACCCUCACGGCAGAGCCCGCCCCCUCCACUACAGCAGCAACGCCCACCCCUGCAGCCGCAGAACCCGGAGUCUCUCUAGCUCCUCCCACUAGCACAGCAGCCGCCACCUCCACUGGCGCCGCAAAUAUGGAUCUUUUGGGAGAUGCCUUUUCUACACCUGCCCCUGCCCCUGAGGCCCCUGCAGCCGCUGCUGAAGGUGGUGCCGCCGCCACGUCCGCCCCCACCGCCGCCAACGCUGGAGCUGCGGAUUUGUUCAGCUCCCCUGCGCCCAUCCUCUCAUCCGCACCCCCACCCAAAAUUGCUACGGGAGCCAUCAUGAACCUAUUUGGUGAAUCCACAGGAGGAGAAGCCACAGCCGCUGCUCCUGCUGCCCCCAGUGCUGAGCUCAUGUCAGUAUUUGAUGGACUAGGCGAUGUAAUGAAGCCCACUCUGACCCCUCAAGGGGGGGAUGUUGACACCUCCAUGGCUAACAUGGCAAGUAAUCUCUCAAUGGGAACCCCAGCGGCAGCUCAGGUAGCUCCCCCCUGUUGGGGUGCCCCCAUGCCCGGGGCACCAGGAGCUACCAUGAUGUCCAUGGCUAGGCCAGGCCCCGGAGCACCGAUGUCUCCCGGAGCGGCCCAGAGCCCCAGAAAGCCUGCACCCCCGAGGAACGCUCUGGAUGACCUCAACAUUAAGGACUUCAUGUAGACCGACUGACCUGUAAACCCUCAAGGGUUGUCAUUGUGUCUGGAGCUCUGUGGAUGUGGAUGUCUGCACUCCCCCCACUGCCUUCCCCUCCGUCAUGCCCCAGCCCCUUCAGCCAACCAGCCAUUCCAUCUACGAUCUUUGCCCUCUGACCUCCUACCAGCCGCGACCCCUAUAAAAAAAAACCCUGCCCUUCUUAUCUCAUGUCGUAGCACAACUGUGAAUGUGAACCCUAGAUACAGACAAACAAAACUCUGUUUAUGUGUGUGUGGGUGUGUGUGUAAUUUAGUGUUAACCUUUACUUAAUAUACUAUGGAAAAAUGAACAAAAAAAUAAUAAAUGUGUAUUUAGAUUCAUUGUGGAUUUCCAGAUCAGCUGACUUGGAAGGGUGGAUAAAUGUUGGUUUCUUUGCGCAUCUCCCAGACGAGGACUGUGUUGUUAAAUGUGGACUGUGUUCGGUGUGUGUAACUUCACUGGCCAAUCCCCACUCCCACUCCUCUACCCCUGUCGUCCAAACUAAUACUGAGCUAUGUUUAUGUCAUUAAAAACUUGGUUGUACCUAUAUCUGCUUGGCCAUCCAUCCGCCCACCUGUCUACUUUUUUGGAGAACAAUUGUACCUGAAAACAACUGGCACUGCAAAUCUGGAUUUAUCAUCGAACACAUGGAAUUGUGUUCAGUUUCAUUUUUUUUCUUAAGGGAUUGUCAUUAACAUGCAACAAUGUGUGAACUCUGUUGAAAUUGACAUAUGCAUUUGAGAAUAUUUUAAAUGACAGAUUACACAUAUUUUCUUUAAUCUUUAUUUUGAGAGAACAAAAUGUAUCAUAUAUUUUUAGUUAUGUCAAAUUAUAAGUUUGAAAAUAAUGCAAGUAGACAAACAUUUCCCCACCUUUGUAUAUACCUCUCAAUCUGUAAUCAGAGGCAGUAUCAGUGGAAACUUUGGCUCGAGUGUUUACUGUUGCGCCCUCAGCUGGUGUGGAAUGGUACUGCAUCCUGAUUCUCAGAAAACAAUUUUGCUUGUCUGUCUCCUAAAAGAUGACUUAAAGUUAAGGUGGAACUCAAAGGGAAAAGUAAACAUUUGUGUAUGUGAUUGGGAUGUGGCCUCGGUCCUCUUUGAGUGAGGCAGCAGCGGUCGGUACAUUUGAUGGUGUACAGGCACUGGAAGUCUCGACGACUCUCACUGUAAAGCACUCAAGUAUUUGCUUGAUGUUCUGUGUGUUGUUUAUUUCCAAAAGUGACUGUAUCUUAAUCCAUUGUGGCAUUAACAAAGUGUUGACAGAAAAACAAAGAUGACUAUGACACGUAAAAAAAUACAAAAAGAAUGUGGAUAAAUAAUGUUUGCUAAGUAUUCAAAUGAAGGCUGUGUUGUUUAUUGGGGGGGUUAUUAUGGAUGGCAUCGUUCUUUUUCCCUCACCCCCACCUGCAUGUGAGUCCAAAUGAGAUGCAAUAAAAGACAAAUACACUGAUCCAAA
Gymnodraco acuticeps is the source of this 3966-nucleotide messenger RNA. RefSeq names its product synaptosome associated protein 91b (gene snap91b). The record is from RefSeq and is a predicted model, not a curated record. Gene Ontology annotation, biological process: synaptic vesicle budding from presynaptic endocytic zone membrane; clathrin coat assembly; clathrin-dependent endocytosis. The transcript is spliced from 24 exons. Lineage: Eukaryota; Metazoa; Chordata; Actinopteri; Perciformes; Bathydraconidae. Gene Ontology annotation, molecular function: 1-phosphatidylinositol binding; phosphatidylinositol-4,5-bisphosphate binding; SNARE binding. Gene Ontology annotation, cellular component: synaptic vesicle; clathrin-coated pit; clathrin-coated vesicle. The coding region runs from base 670 to 2499 and encodes 609 amino acids.